AUGUCUGCCCCAAACGAAACAAACAAGACGAGCGCGCCCGAGUCGCCUACCACAGUCCGCCCCUUGGAUCUAUCCGACGACGAAGACGUCCAAGAAACGGGUGUGCUCGGCGGUGAGGCUCCCAGCCAGAACACCACCAACACCACCACCACCUCGUCCAACAUGGCGUCCUCGACAACCACCGCGGCCGAAGCGCCCCCACAGAAGCCUCCCAGGCCCUCCACCGAGACGCAGAAGACCGAGGAUAUCCUGAAGGAGGCGUUCCCCAGCAUCGACAUUUCCGUCAUCAAGGCGGUCUUGAGGGCCAGUGGCGGCAAGAUCGACCCGGCCUUCAACGCCCUCCUGGCCCCCCGCCCCCAGGGCGGCGCUCAGCUGUCCCAGCUCGAAGCGGACGAGCUGUACGCGCGCCAGCUGGCGGAGCAUUUUGACAACGUCGGCAGCUACGAGGCCAGGACCUCGAACCGAAGCCCCGGCGGCCGCGUGCGGCGCCAGCAGACCGGCCUCGAGCCCCGACCGAACUCCGAGGACCGCGAGCCCAGCUUCUUCGAGGACGAGUUGCCGGUCAUCCAGGAGAAGCUCAGGAAGGGCUUCAUCGAGACGCAGGGCAAGGUCAACAGCUGGAUCACGACGAUGAAGAAGAGGUUUGACGAGGAGUUUGCCGACGAGGGCGACCACGCCCAGCGACCCGCCCAGGCCCAGGGCCAGUACGGUGCCCGACGGCCCGGAGAGUCGAGCCGCCGCAGCGGAGACUACGAGAGAUACGACGCCGACCCCCAGGUCCUCAGCGACGACUUUGCGGGUAUGAAGUUCACCGCCGACGGAACCCCCCUCCGCGACAACAACAGACCCUUGUCCAACCCGGACCUCUACAAGCCCCCUCCGCCGUCAAAGUCGCCCAAGCCCCACGACGGCCGCAAGGUCGCGUUCCGGGAAGGCGCCGAGGAGAUUGAUGUGUAUGGCUCGUCGCCCCGGCGCUCCGCUGAAGAUGUGUCCGGAUCUAAGGCCAAGUCUAGCAAGUGGCAACCCCUGUCGACCGUCGACCCGAACCCCAUCAGCGACAACGACCCCUUUAGCCUGGGCGACAGCGAGGACGAGCGGGAAGCCAAGGAGAAGGCGGCCUCCAGCAAGGACGCCAAGGACGUCAACUCGGAGGACAGCGAGAGGCUGAAGAAGGCCGCCGCCGAGGCCAUGGCGGACAGCCUCGUCGAGUCCAAGGGCGGCGAGUCGGCGGAUGCCGCUUCCAAGAAAAACUGA
Molecule: messenger RNA, 1254 nt
Organism: Colletotrichum spaethianum
Lineage: Eukaryota; Fungi; Ascomycota; Sordariomycetes; Glomerellales; Glomerellaceae
Product: CUE domain-containing protein 5
Exons: 4
Coding region: 1-1254 (417 amino acids)
Biological process (GO): ubiquitin-dependent protein catabolic process
Cellular component (GO): cytoplasm
Molecular function (GO): ubiquitin binding; ubiquitin conjugating enzyme binding
Source: RefSeq, a predicted model, not a curated record